AUGCCCGCGGCAACGGAAGUCAGCUGGCCUGUCUCGCAGAACCUGUUUGUUCGAGCUCAUAAUUCCGACAGCGGGACUGGACAGCCAAACGGCCAUCUCGGCGAGGAGCCGAACAGCAAACAGCACGAUGGACGCCCUGGCCACCAGAGACCACUAUCAACAUCAUAUCCUUCCAAUAGCCUCAAUUUCCUUCGAGGCACAGAUUUCAGAAAGGACGAACAGACGUCAGAGAAUGGCCAAGCAGCAUUGAUGACUCUUGAAAUCCUCGUUGUUGGAGCCGGCCUUGGGGGCCUUGCAACCGCAGUCGCUCUGGCUAAGAGUGGACAUAAGGUUACCGUCUUGGAACAGGCUGCCCAGUUAAAUGAGGUUGGUGCUGGCAUCCAAAUCCCGCCAAAAUCGAGCAAACUCCUCCAACGAUGGGGGGUUAUGGACAUCCUAUCAGAACAGGCUGUGCGGCCCGACGGCAUAUCAUUCCGUCGCUGGGAUAACGGUCUACGCAUCGGCUUCACUGAUCUCUCAGAGUCUUUCAUCGAGCUCUGCGGUGCGCCGUACUACGUCGCUCAUCGUGCUCACCUGCAUUCAGCUCUCUAUCAGCGAGCAAAAGAUCUUGGUGUUGCGGUCCGUUUGGAUAGCAGGGUCUCUAGCUACAACCCUCACAUACCAUGUGCAACACUGGCCAGCGGUCAGACUUUUUCAGCAGAUCUCAUUGUUGCUGCUGAUGGCGUCAAGUCCGUGGCCCGAAACUUGCUCCCCUCCAACCAAGUUGGCGGGCUGAACUAUACAGGGUUCGCCGUUUACCGAGCUACCGUGGAUGUCGGCAAGAUGAGAGCAAUCCCAGAGAUUGCCUGGAUUCUCGAGAAGCCCGGAUUACAUGUCUGGAUUGGCGAAGAUCGUCGCGUCAUGACUUACACCAUUGCUGCCGGUGAAUCUUUCAACAUGGUGUUAUCUCACAAGGAAUCGAGAGAUUCCUCUACUUGGGAGCAAAAGACCCAAACAGAGAUUCUUGAAGAGAUGAGGGCGGAGUUCCGAGGUUGGGAUUCGCAACUUACAAAAAUUAUUGAACUGAUUGACACCACUAUCAAGUGGCCUUUAAUGACAGGCUUACCUUUGGAAAACUGGGUUACGGAUUCCGAACGUCUUGUUAUUCUUGGCGAUGCCGCACAUGCGAUGCUUCCCUACAUGUCCCAGGGAGCAGCCAUGGCAGUCGAGGACGGCGCCGCUUUGGCUGUUGCCCUCAACAAGAUGGCAAGUCUUGAACAACUCGGUCUUGCUCUUCGGAUAUUUCAAAAAGAAAGGAAAAUAAGAACCUCGAUGAUGCAAGAGGCAAGCAUGGUGAACGCUCUGUUGUGGCACUUCAAGGAUGGCCCCGAACAGAAGGCUAGAGAUGAGGCAAUGCGUCCUGAAGUCGAGGGUCGCAAGUUUUCGAGCAGUCCAAACCAGUGGUCUGAUCCCCUUACACAGUCAUGGGCUUAUGGUUAUGAUGCAGAGAACAAGAUGCUGGAGCAAUGGAGACGCGAAGCUGACGCGUGA
Molecule: messenger RNA, 1530 nt
Organism: Colletotrichum orchidophilum
Lineage: Eukaryota; Fungi; Ascomycota; Sordariomycetes; Glomerellales; Glomerellaceae
Product: FAD binding domain-containing protein
Exons: 5
Coding region: 1-1530 (509 amino acids)
Biological process (GO): secondary metabolite biosynthetic process
Molecular function (GO): FAD binding; monooxygenase activity
Source: RefSeq, a predicted model, not a curated record